AUGUCAAUACCCAUCAGAACCUCGCACUCUCUGCUCCUCGCCACGGGCGAACCGCCCGCCACAGUCCGCGUCCAAAACAUCCAAUCCACCAUCCAAGGCCCCAGCGACGCCUGGGGGCGACAAGACCGCCCCCAGCCCAUCUCCGUAUCCGUCGCCGUCGGCAUGGCCCAGUCCUUCGGGCCAACGUCGACGUCGGACGCCCUCGCCUCCGACACAGUGCACUACGGCCUCCUGAGCAAGGCCGUCCUCGCGACGCUCGCACGCCUCGGCGGCGCCCAGGGCACCAGCAGCGGCCGCCAGCUCACGCUGCCAGCCAUCCUCGACACCAUAUGGACCGACCUCACGGGCGUCGACACGUCCGGCCAGCAGCCCGCCUCGCCCGCCCAGGGCCCGCCGUUCCUGAAGCUCGCGUCCGUGAAGAGCCUCCAGGUCGGGCUUCGCCUGCCAAAGGCCACGCUGCAAGGGGCCGGCGUGUGCCUGACGGCCACGGCGGCGUUUGCCCGCGGGGCCAUGACGGCGCGCGGCAUCAAGCUGGCGCUGUGCGACUUGCGCAUCCCCAUCCUCAUCGGGGUGAAUGCCAACGAGAGGCGCGCCAAGCAGGGCGUCGUGGCCAACGUCGAGGUGGACCGGUUUGACGAGGCCCGCGAUUGCUACUGCGCCCUGGAAGACGUGAUAGCCAAGGCCAUGACAGACUCGUCCUUUGAGACAAUCGAGGCCCUGCUGGCGGAUAUGGCUCUGCGUAUCACGACGCACUUGGUUCGGAAUCACACGCCGCCGGCGGAUGGGGAGGGUUGGCAGCUCGGGAUUGCGGUUGAGAAGCCCAUUGCUGUGGUGUUUGCGGAUGCUCCGUGUGUGGAGUUGCGCAUAAAUACAAACGACGUCGUUCCCGGGGAGGACGUGGUUCCGCGGUGA
Messenger RNA from Metarhizium brunneum ARSEF 3297, 912 nucleotides. RefSeq lists its product as uncharacterized. Gene Ontology annotation, biological process: folic acid-containing compound metabolic process. Gene Ontology annotation, molecular function: dihydroneopterin aldolase activity. Lineage: Eukaryota; Fungi; Ascomycota; Sordariomycetes; Hypocreales; Clavicipitaceae. The record is from RefSeq and is a predicted model, not a curated record.